AUGUCGUACUAUUCCAAUACAGAUCCUUGUACUGAACUACGCAAUGUUCUACAUCGAUCACUUGUAUCGCUUAAUUGCCCCCAUGUGCCAAGUUUACCCACAUCAACAUUUCUGAUGACAACGAAUACGAACUUGAAAGUGAUUAUUUGGUUACUUGGUGAACUCGAUACUGAUCUUGCUCAACGUCUUCAUGCAACGCGUUCAGCGAACUCCAUUGCUUUCAUCAAGGAUUUCUUUCUCGAAACUGCCAUGUUUCCACGUUCAUUCAUUUUACGUCUCGAUGAAGUUUUCAAUUCUUCGUCAUUAGUCGAUCUCCAUCAAUUGUCCAAUAUGUUAUCUUACUAUGUACAUAAACCAAUUCUGGGCCAUAACAUUCAGCUAGGUCUCAUCGAAUAUCUCAGUGAAUUAAUUGUAUGUUUGAGAAAUCCACCGAUGACCAUUCAUCACGACAUGUGGGCAAAUCGAGAUGUUUUGAACAUGUUCGAACAAUUGCCAAUGGAUGAGACAAAUCUUCAGAUCGAUUCUCGGAUAGUUGAAUAUACAGAUAAUGAACAACAGCAGUCCGGUGAUGAUGAACAGACCAGUGCAGAUUUAAAAGAUGUUUUCGGACAAGUUCGAACGGAAUUGUUAGCGCAAACUACCAACGAUAUGAAUGAAACGGAGUUUGAAACAAUUUUUACCAGCGAACAAAUUGUUGAUAUUGACAAACAAUUGCAAAAUGCACUAGGAGAUACACAUCAAUUUUUCAAACGUUUGGAAACAGGUACACCGAAUUUAUCCACAUCAAUCGACCAACAGACGACAUCUUUACUCUCGAACGACAUUCUACAAAAAUUAACGACCAUCAGUCAACUCAAUAACAUUUAUGAUCAAGUUCGUUCGAAUGAUAAACUCUUCCUUGAUAAAAUUCAAUAUUUACUAAACGAUAUCGACAAAGAGAACGACGGUCAAUCGAAACCUUCGUCCCUUACACUUCAAUCUCAAGUUAUGCUUGCACGAAAUCUUGCACAUACGUUGAACAAUAACGAUCAGAUAUUGAAAAAAUGA
Adineta ricciae is the source of this 1047-nucleotide messenger RNA. The record is from the annotation of a GenBank genome assembly. Lineage: Eukaryota; Metazoa; Rotifera; Eurotatoria; Adinetida; Adinetidae.